Aedes albopictus (Asian tiger mosquito) is the source of this 777-nucleotide messenger RNA. RefSeq names its product endocuticle structural glycoprotein SgAbd-5. Gene Ontology annotation, molecular function: structural constituent of chitin-based larval cuticle. The record is from RefSeq and is a predicted model, not a curated record. Gene Ontology annotation, cellular component: chitin-based extracellular matrix. Bases 113 to 523 code for a protein of 136 amino acids. NCBI's taxonomy places the organism in Eukaryota, Metazoa, Arthropoda, Insecta, Diptera, Culicidae. The transcript is spliced from 2 exons.
UCCGGUGGGACAUCAUUCGAAUAGUAGGACUCGUCCUUAACGGUGUCGAAAAGUUUUGCCAUAGGGACUCGCUGGAAUUUUUGUUACGGGGAAGAACGUUAAGAACGUGAGGAUGAACAAAUUUGUGAUCUUUGCUAGCGUGUUUGGAGUGCUGGUGGCAGCUAGCGCGGUGCUCGGAGCACCGGCUCCCCAGGUUGAUGCGGGUCCAAGAUCUUCCGCUCAGGAUGUGCAAACCGUGCGAUACUAUAGUGAAAACAAUGGACUCGAUGGUUACAAGUUCACAUAUGAACUCAGUGACGGUCAAAUCCGCUCCGAAGUAGGCACCUACAAGGACUCGAAGGACGCCGACGGUAACGACGUCAAGGUGCUGUUCGUCCAGGGCUCGUACUCGUUCGUGGGUCCCGAUGGUCAGACCUACUGGGUGAACUACACCGCCGACGAGAACGGUUACCACCCGAAGGUGGGAACCGGACCAACCGGAGGAAUCCAAGCGGGACAAGAUGCGCCCAUCAACAGUGCGUAAGUCGACCCCACCCCGCGCGCCGGUCGAUGCCACAGUCUAGCCUUAGUUGAUUCUAAGUCAAUGCCUACAUACUCCGCUGAGCCACAAAUAAAUGAGAUAUAGAAUGCGAGAUUUUCCUAGUGGGAUAGAUUAGCAUUUGAUACGGUAGGAUUUAGUGUAAAUAUAAUAUGUUCUAAUGUAUACGUGAAACGAGUGCGUGUCUUCUCGUAGCAAUACAUAAAGUGAUGAUCGAUAAAGAUGGAGAUUAAAGUCGA